Molecule: messenger RNA, 1542 nt
Organism: Fusarium mangiferae
Lineage: Eukaryota; Fungi; Ascomycota; Sordariomycetes; Hypocreales; Nectriaceae
Exons: 2
Coding region: 1-1542 (513 amino acids)
Biological process (GO): lipid metabolic process
Molecular function (GO): phosphoric diester hydrolase activity
Source: RefSeq, a predicted model, not a curated record
AUGCUCUGCCGCUUCCUCUUGUACAUCUCUGUUCUAACUGGCGUGAUCAUUGCUGCACCACCCUCCGAGCUGUCUAUCAAUGGCGUUGAGGCUCGCUCGGACAGUAAAGUCUUGGAUGUUGGAGCCUCGGGCAAUCAUGAGUUAGAGCGGCUUGAGCGUCGUUGUGCUAAGGUCGGAUCUUACUUCCUGCUUGUCAACGCAACACCUUGGAACAUGACGUUGUCUAGAAAGGUAAGCUACCAGAUGAGACAAUUCAAUUUUCCCCAAAUCAUCCAGCCAGGCACGUCCAACAGAAUCUACAUCCAGGGCAAAGGCCACGAGGACGAUGCCGGUGAAGCAAGCUACAAAUUCAGAGACCUGCCCGGCAAGCCCGAUUUCGAGCUUAGAUAUAAGUCCGGUAGUGCUGGCAUCCGGUUUACAAAGCUUAGGACCCUCAACAACAAGCGCGGCUCAUUUCAUAAGUUGGUAUGGCAUUGGGACAAUAACUUUCCCUUUAUCAUCGCCAGCUCUGAGAGGGAUCCUCGAAAUCCUUCACUUUGGCCAUGGCUUGUUUCCAGCAAUCCCCCCGAAGACUGGAUGCACUCUAUAUACCCCCGGAUCGCAUGUCUUUCCCUGCGCGAGCUGGCCAUACCUGGAACACACAACUCAGGCAUGUCUAGCUUCCAUGGCGGGUCAUUUAUGGGUUUACCGGCCAACACCAUAACUCAGAUGCUCAACAUCUCAGCCCAGCUGAAAUACGGUGUACGCUGGCUGGAUAUCCGUCCUACCCUGACAAACGGCAAAUGGGCAACUGGCCAUUUCAGCUUUGGUGCUGGUAACUGGCAUGGAGGCAAUGGCGAGUACCUCAAAGACAUUAUUGAUAGCUUGAACGAUUUCACCAGCCGAAACAAGGAGCUCAUCAUUGUCAACCUCAGCCAUGGUUUUAACACGGACACUUUUAGAGGCAACAAACAUGCACGGAUGAGUCAGGUAGAGUGGGAUUGGGUGAUGACGAGGCUGGAGAGGGUCAACUACCGCGUUGAGAACCGGAGCUAUGUACGUGACCUUACGAGAUCCCGGGUCUCUAAAUUCAUCGCGGACCGACCAGCCGUCAUCAUUAUUGUAGACGAUCUUGUCGAUAAGAAGUAUCCCCGGGGGGUUAAAGGCCGUGCCACCCUAGUUCCAGUCGACGUUUCCGAAUUUGCGAAAAAGGGAUUCUUCACGCGAGCCCAGUUCCCUAUAUUCGAUGAAUACGCCAAUACAGGAAAACAAAAGAAAAUGAUCGCUGACCAGCUGACCAAGAUGAAAAAGCACCGGAAACGCCCAAAGUCAAAAAUGUUUCUUCUCUCGUGGUACCCAUCCCAGUUGCUGCACCCUAUCCUUCCGAACGCCAGGAACGCUAACCGAGCUCUAAUUGAGCUACUCUGGCCGGCAAUGUCACCAUCGACAUAUCCAAAUAUCAUCAACGUUGAUGCGUAUCCUGCAGACAGAGACAUCGCCGCACUGGCAAUGGCAAUCAACUAUCACUUUGCUCCGCAGUGCCAUGUCACUAGCUCACAAUAG